AUGAUUUUAACAGACGGACAAAUUUUAAAAGAAAUUGAAAACAAAUCCAUUGUUAUUGAACCCUUUGACCGAGCCAAUCUCGGAGUAAAUUCUUAUGAUGUCCAUCUUGGCAAAAGGCUUGCUGUUUACAAAGAACAGGAAUUGGAUGCGAAAAAGAAUAAUGCUAUUGAAGUCUUUGAUAUUCCAGAGGAAGGCUUUGUUUUACAGCCAGGAGAAUUAUAUCUCGGAGUAACUCAAGAAUAUACGGAAACACAUAAUCAUGUUCCUUUCCUUGAAGGAAAAUCCAGUACUGGUCGUUUGGGAAUUUCCAUUCACGCAACAGCAGGUAAAGGAGAUGUUGGCUUUAAGGGAAGUUGGACACUUGAAAUUAACUCAAUCAAGCCCACUCGUGUCUAUGCAGGAAUGCCAAUUGGACAACUGAUAUAUUUUGAAGUAGAUAAACAAUCCAUCUUGGUUCCCUAUCAUCAAAAGAAGAAUGCCAAAUACACCGCACAAACCACAGACCCAGUCGGAAGCAUGAUGUGGAAAAACUCUUUUUAA
This is a messenger RNA of Naegleria lovaniensis, 540 nucleotides long. RefSeq lists its product as uncharacterized. Gene Ontology annotation, molecular function: dCTP deaminase activity. The record is from RefSeq and is a predicted model, not a curated record. Gene Ontology annotation, biological process: dUTP biosynthetic process; nucleobase-containing small molecule interconversion. Bases 1 to 540 code for a protein of 179 amino acids. NCBI's taxonomy places the organism in Eukaryota, Heterolobosea, Eutetramitea, Acrasida, Naegleriidae. The transcript has 3 exons.